CUGUCUUUUCUACUUAUAGGUACUAAACUGUUACUCAUUAAUUUAUUAUUUGCAGGAUCAAACAAUGACGCAGCGAGCAAAGGCAAUUCUCCAUAUGGUACAGGAUAAAAGAAACAAUAAUGUGCCGACCACAAAUAGUAAAGAAAUUUGACCUUCAUAAACUAUAUUCACAACCUUAUUCCAUGAUAUCACCGGCGUUCCAAAAUUUCUGUGAGACUCAAACGACUUUCAGUUCUUACCACUUAAACAACUUAUCACAUCAUCAAUAAAUUGAAUGAAAUCUUUCCCGCGUGUAUGAAAGAAAAAGCUACUGAGGGACCAUUAGACUUAAAUUGUCACGAAAAGAUACCAUUGGAUUGUAUAUCUUGUACACCUGACACCACAAGAGCAUGAUAGGUAGAUGUGAAUCUAAUAGUGAAUUAUAUACCAACUACUGAUAAUAAUUGCUAACCAAGUACAUCAACAGUGAAAUACAAAGACUAGGUACCUAAUUACUUCUCCAUCAAAUUCAGGCAAAAGUUCCAUAUAGUUAAUUUACUCUUUGCAAAAGUUCCUCCGAUGAUGACUGACAGUGACAGGAUUGUAUUUCAAACCAAUGUUCAAACGGUCAAACCAAAAAGCUUUGGAGGUGCUACGUGCUACGGGUUUUCUUGUAUCUGUGUAUUUCCAGUCCGUACCUACAUUCCAUUUCAAGUAAAAUCUUUAUAUAGAAAAUAGCAAAACACUGGCUACCAACUAAAAGCGACUAUACAUACAAGUGUGUAAUGUCUACAAAAAAUAAAAUUAACGACAGCGUCGAUUUGACUUCGUACUUUCAAAUACUUUUAUUGGUUUUUUUAGUAGUCGUUUUUGUAAUAAAAUCGUAGUGUUUCGAAACUAUUCUUUUUAUAAAUAGUUAUUUUUAUUAUAGUAUAAUUAUGUGCUAUCCAAUAAGUUCUUUACAAUCAUGACUCGAAGCCCAGACGUUCUGUUUAUGGCAGAGUAUAUUAAAAAUGUGCUGUAUUUUGCAACAGUGAGACAAGGAAAAUCCCUGAAGAGUACUGCGGAUACACAUUAUUUUUCUAUAGAUAAUGAAUUAUUGUACGAAAAUUACUAUUGCGAUUUCGGGCCUUUGAAUCUUGGUUGUGUAUAUAAAUAUUGCAAGUUAUUAAGCGAUAAACUAAAGCAAUAUCUCAAUAAACAAACUAUAGUUCACUAUACAUCAAUAGAUCCCAAGAAGAAAGCAAAUGCUGCGUUUCUUUUAGGAUGUUACGGUGUUUUAUAUUUGAGUUUAACUCCGAGAGACGCUCUCAAGCCCCUUACAGUUCAUGGCCAAAGCUACAGGCCUUUUCAAGACGCGACACAGGGUGAAUCAAUAUUUACUAUUAGUAUACUUGAUUGUUUGUUAGCUAUCAAAAAAGCUUCUGACUUGGGCUUUUUUAAUUUCCAAGAUUUUAAUUAUGAAGAAUAUGACAGAUUGGAUAAAAUUCAAGGAGGUGACUUGAAUUGGAUUGUACCAGGAAAAUUUCUGGCCUUCAUUGGUCCAGUAGACUACAGUGUAUCAUUGUACCAUCCUCCAGAGAUGUACUUAGAUUAUUUUAUGGAAAACAACGUGAAAAUUGUUGUCAGACUGAAUAAGAGACUGUAUGAUGGAAACGUAUUUAGCAAUGUGGGUAUUACACACUACGACUUGUUCUUCCCGGAUGGUUCCACUCCUCCGCGACAUAUUCUCUUCAAGUUUAUGCAGAUCAGUGAAGAUUCUGAUAGUGCUAUUGCUGUCCAUUGCAAGGCAGGUCUAGGGCGCACUGGUUCAUUGAUAGGGUGUUACCUCAUAAAACACUACCGAAUGACGUCACACGAAGCUAUAGGAUGGAUGAGAAUAUGCCGACCAGGCUCUGUAAUAGGGCAUCAACAGGAAUGGCUAGAGAAACUGGAAACUUGGCUAAUUAAACAAGGGAAUAUUUAUAGGAAACGGUUAUACCAAGAUUCUGAUAAAUUGCCGUAUCACGAGUACGGACUUUAUUCAAUUGCUGAGAAAGCUAUCAAACAAGGUCCAACGAUGUUCCAUAAAUGUCCUUCGCCUGCUCCUCCGAUACAAAGACAAACUCGACCUGACAUCAGAAUAGUUGAGAGACCACAAGCUUCAAGAGGCGCUUUAGAUGGUUUUCGUAAGACGACCGAGAAGGAAUCCAACGACUGGCGUAUGAGAACAUUAAAGUUGGCUUCAAAGCCAAGCAACAAAGGGGAUCAGUUCGAAAUGAACAAUGACUCAAAACGGAGUGGUGCUGGAGAACCAAGAAUGUUACGCGUCCACUCAAGAGUAAUGACUGCUAAAUCUCAAAGAAACAACAAACCAAACGAUUCCGGAGGCAUGAUGAGAAAUCAAAGUCCUUGUCCUAUAUCUACCUUUUGCACAACUCAAGGGCCUGUUGUAAAGACUAUAAAUGAUGCCAAGAAUUUUUUGAUGCGAAGUAAUGCAUAUAAUGAAGAACGAUCUAAACACUUGAACUCAUCAGUGACGAUCACGCCGCAUCGUCACCCAGCGUACAACGAGAAUGAACUCGGACCUCCACCUAACUCUGCUCGUGUUACUCCCUCAUCUUACAGCACUGUACAUAGAACUGCAACUCAACCACAAUACCGACGUAGACUGGGCCGAAGCCCGAGUCCAUCUCCAGUUCGCUUUGAACAAACACGCGCAACCAACACACCGGUAUCAGCUGAAAGGAUUGUCGUAAGAGAAGCUUCCAAAUCUGCGCUGGAAGAAGCUCUCUCGAGACUAAAAUUGACGACGUGGAGAGACGGAUCGGUGGGAGCUGCUUCACUCGGCGCCCGCCGCGACGCCCCGAACCCCAAGCGAGCGCCCAGCGUGCGCUCAGACGAACGCCCGCUCGCUACACAGGGAGACAUGCUCAACAGUAUUAAGUUUCAGCGAAGACUGCGGGAGUCGUUGCAUACGAAUACUCCGCUUAUACAGGAUAAAUCGAGCUCUGCAUCGAGGUACAAACCUAUAAUUAAAAAGGUCAACUCAAAAUGUAACACAGCGUCGAGAACCUCGCAAGAGUUCAAUCCAAAAGAAAAGACAAGCAGUACUUCGCGCCAACUCACUCGGCCGGUGUCUCCCAAGGGACGGCGGGGCAUAUCACCUUCCUUCUAAGAGACCGUACCACGAAAGGCCCGUGGCAAUAUUAGGAACUAUCAAUAACAGAUAGCCACGUCGUUGUUUUCAGCGGCGCCACGACUGCGGAACUUUCGUGGUACGUACUCUUGUUUGUUUCCUAUGGGAAUUUGACAAAUUGUAAAGUGUGCUAGUGUUGAAGAGAAAUAAAAAAUUUUAUAGUAUA
Molecule: messenger RNA, 3323 nt
Organism: Plodia interpunctella (Indianmeal moth)
Lineage: Eukaryota; Metazoa; Arthropoda; Insecta; Lepidoptera; Pyralidae
Product: dual specificity protein phosphatase CDC14A-like
Exons: 16
Coding region: 947-3136 (729 amino acids)
Biological process (GO): protein dephosphorylation; regulation of exit from mitosis; positive regulation of cytokinesis
Cellular component (GO): mitotic spindle; centrosome; kinociliary basal body
Molecular function (GO): protein tyrosine/serine/threonine phosphatase activity; protein serine/threonine phosphatase activity; protein tyrosine phosphatase activity
Source: RefSeq, a predicted model, not a curated record